Messenger RNA from Silurus meridionalis, 2526 nucleotides. RefSeq names its product deoxynucleoside triphosphate triphosphohydrolase SAMHD1-like. Gene Ontology annotation, cellular component: nucleus. The record is from RefSeq and is a predicted model, not a curated record. The coding region runs from base 64 to 1566 and encodes 500 amino acids. The transcript has 15 exons. Gene Ontology annotation, molecular function: dGTPase activity. Lineage: Eukaryota; Metazoa; Chordata; Actinopteri; Siluriformes; Siluridae. Gene Ontology annotation, biological process: dGTP catabolic process; regulation of innate immune response; defense response to virus.
AGUGCCCAUCACUAGCAGUCAAACAACAAGCAUUCAGAUCUCCAGAAUCAAAACUUCAGCACCAUGGAUAGAGGAAAGCGCCCCAAUACGGAUGUGCCAUCCUUCAAGAAGAAACCCACCGAUGGAGACGAGCAGGACGACAGUGAACAGAACUACAAGGUAUUUAAUGAUCCAGUCCAUGGUCACAUUGAGCUCCACCCUCUGCUGGUGAAGAUCAUCGACACACCUCAAUUCCAGAGAUUGCGGAAUAUUAAGCAGCUUGGAGGAGCGUACUAUGUGUUUCCUGGAGCUUCACACAACCGCUUUGAACACUCCAUAGGGGUUGCACAUUUAGCAGGAUGUCUCAUUAAAACUCUGAAGGAGAAACAGCCUGAGCUCGGCAUCACCAAACAGGACGUCCUGUGUGUUCAAAUCGCCGGCUUGUGCCAUGACCUGGGUCACGGCCCAUUCUCUCACCUGUUCGAUGGCAUGUUUAUACCAAGAGUCCGUCCUGAUUCCAAGUGGAAGCAUGAGGAUGCAUCAGUGAAGAUGUUUAAACAUCUGGUGAAGGAGAAUAACCUGCAGCCUGUGAUGGAGAAAUAUGGUGUCUUCAAAAAAGACCUUAUAUUUAUCACAGAACAAAUUGCAGGACCAAAAGAUAAACAACAGUACGAAGGCAGACCUGAGGACAAAUCUUUCUUGUAUGAGAUCGUGGCGAAUAAGAGAACCGGCAUUGAUGUGGAUAAAUGGGAUUAUUUUGCCAGAGACUCCUAUCACCUGGGCAUCCCAAACAGCUCAGACCACCUCCGCUUCCUCAAAUUCGCCCGGGUGUGUGAGGUCAAUGGGAAAAGGAUCAUCUGUGCCAGAGACAAGGAAGUCCAUGAUUUGUAUGAGAUGUUUCACACAAGACACACCCUACACCGCAGAGCCUAUCAGCACAGAGUGACUAAAAUCAUUGAGGAAAUGAUAUCAGAGGCCUUGGUGAAAGCUGAUCCUCACAUUGAGAUUGAGGGAUCUAAAAAAAAGAAGUUCAAAAUGUCUGAGGCCAUAGACGACAUGGAGGCCUACACCAAGCUCACAGAUCAUAUUUUUGAGCAGAUCCUGUACUCCUCUGAUCCAAAUCUCAAUGAAGCUCAGUCCAUCCUGAAAAACAUCCUCUGCAGACGUUUGUACAAGUGUGUGGGACAGACAACACCUAAAACAGCAAUUAAUGUCUCAAAGGAAAAUCUGGCUGUGGAGUUGUCCCAGUCCAAGCCUGAUGACACAGAUGUUCUCCUGAAUCCUGAAGAUUUCAUUGUCACUGUGUUUGGAAUAGAUUAUGGCAAGAAGGAAGAAAACCCCAUCGACAGUGUCUACUUCUACCGCAAGAACAACCCCAACAUAGCCUUUCGCAUCCCCAAAGAAAAGGUCUCCAAAAUGCUACCUGGUAUAUUCUCUGAGCAGCACAUCAGAGUUUACUGCAAACAAAGAGAUGAAGAGAAAGUGGAAGCUGCAAAGAAAUACUUUAAGCAGUGGUGUGUCAAGAAGGGCUUCACACCUCAGGAUGCUGAAAUGCAGGUUCCAGAAGAGCUUGAUGAUUCCUCUUAAGGACAGACAGCAACAUUGGAUCUUCAUCUCCCUGUUAGAUAAAACACUUGAUUAUUAAACUUAUUCUUUUUAAAGAGUUAAUCAGCCAGGGGGGUUCAAAUAAUUAAUAAAAUUAAGUGAUGUGAUUCAUUUGGUGAUUUUUCAGGUAACUUUGGUUGAGAUGAUAAACCAGUACUCGGUGAAGGUUUGGUGUUUGGUGUUUGAACUCGUGGUUUGAGCUUCAGCUGUACUGUAUUUAGUGUGUGAGGGUGUAGUUUAUCUGAUGUGAGAUCAGAUUUAAAGCUGUAAGCUGUACUGUAUUUAGUGUGUGAGGGUGUAGUUUAUCUGAUGUGAGAUCAGAUUUAAAGCUGUUAGCUGUACUGUAUUUAGUGUGUGAGGGUGUAGUUUAUCUGAUGUGAGAUCAGAUUUAAAGCUGUCAGCUGUACUGUAUUUAGUGUGUGAGGGUGUAGUUUAUCUGAUGUGAGAUCAGAUUUAAAGCUGUAAGCUGUACUGUAUUUAGUGUGUGAGGGUGUAGUUUAUCUGAUGUGAGAUCAGAUUUAAAGCUGUAAGCUGUACUGUAUUUAGUGUGUGAGGGUGUAGUUUAUCUGAUGUGAGAUCAGAUUUAAAGCUGUUAGCUGUACUGUAUUUAGUGUGUGAGGGUGUAGUUUAUCUGAUGUGAGAUCAGAUUUAAAGCUGUUAGCUGUACUGUAUUUAGUGUGUGAGGGUGUAGUUUAUCUGAUGUGAGAUCAGAUUUAAAGCUGUUAGCUGACAGAUGAAUGAUUAUUAUAAUCUAAGAUCACUGAUAAGUGGGAGUGCAGCACAGUGCAUUUAUAUUUUAUCUUUGUGUGUGUUGGUGAAGGAAAUAAACUUAUAGAGACUAAUAUAUACAUUAAUUUUAGAACCUCUUUAUCUCUGUAAAGCUGUUUAGGGAAAAUGUCCAAUGUUAAAAUACACUAUACAAAUAAAAGAAAUUGAAUGAAA